UAGUCUCUCAUUGGCUGGGAUGCUGUUGUCUGGGCAGGAGGAGACCAUCCUUCCUCCCGCUGGGAUAGUAAAGGAGUAGGUACAGUAGCAUCAAGUUGUAAGGUGCUUCUCUUCCUAUUGGGUCUGCAAAUGACGUAGAAUGGUAGAGCUCUCAGAGCUCUCCCUUUUGGCCUCUUGACUCCAUUUUAAACAAAGUUUAUUUUUAUUAAUUUCCACAGAAUAUAUGAUAUUCCCUAUCUUCAUAAACAUUCAAUUCUGUUCUUUAAGAAUCUCAGUGAUUCCUUGGUUUGGUGUAGCUGAACAUUUGCCGAUCCUGCAGGAAAACUCCCUGAAACUUGAUAAUAUACUCCUCAGUCAAAGUUACUUUUAAUAUUUACAUUCAUAAUCAAAUUAUUUGUCUAUAGGAUGUGCUGGACUUGGUUUGAAGAUCUAAGAGAGACUGAACGACAAUGAUUUCCAGUGACAGAAUUUUUGGGAUCUUCUUUAUCUUUCAAACUUGUAUUGGUUUCAUGGGGAAUUCUUUGUUAUUUACAUUAUAUAUGUACACUUUCUUAAUUCUUCCUCAUAAGAAGAAGCCUGUAGAUGUGAUUCUAGCCCACUUAACUUUGGCUAAUGCCCUGACACUUAUAUUCAGAGGGGUUCCAAAUAUAAUGUCAUCCUUUGGAAUUAAGCUGGAGAUGAGUGAUACUGGAUGUAAAACAGUGCUCUAUAUUCAGAGAGUUACCAGGAGUAUUUCUCUGUGCACAACCGCCCUUCAGAGUACAUUUCAGGCAGUGACUAUCACUCCAAGUGAUCAUAAAUGGGCCUGGCUCAAGAAGAAAAUCUCUACAUUCAUUCAACCUUCUUUACUUUUCUUCUGGACGAUCAACAUGGCCAUCUAUUCCGUGAUCAUUUUAAAAACUGUGGCCAGCAGGAAUACCACUGAAGGUGGAAUUGGGUAUUAUACUGCUUCUUGUAAAAGCAGUGCAUAUGAUCGACAGACGUCGUCAAUAUUUCUAAGUACUGUAUUCAUUCGAGAUUUGUUCUUCCUCUCCCUGAUGACAUGUAAUAGUAUCUACAUGGUGAGUAUCCUUUUCAGACACCACAGAAAAGCUCAGCACGUUCGCAGUACCAUCCAGUCUUCACAAAGCUCUCCUGAAAACAAAGCUACCCAUGUUAUUCUCAUAUUGGUGAGCUGCUUUGUUUUCUUUUAUUGGACCAGCACCUUUUUUACUGUUUAUUUAGUUUAUUUAGCUAAGAAAAACUAUCAACUGGAGAAAUUUAGUAACUUUUUUUCCUCAUGUUACCCAACCAUCUGUUCUUUCUUUCUGAUUAAAAAUGAAAAUAGAAUUUCUGGAAUACGUGUCAUGAAAACAAGAAUCAGAAUUUUUUCUUCCUAAAGAAAAAAUUGAUUAUAUGAAUACUCCUUAGCACUCUUCUGCACCAUAGGAGUCAUUUGUAUGAGUACAGAGUAACAUGCUUAUCAAUGAUAUGAGGUACUUAAAAAAAUUUUUUUUUAAUGUUUACUCAUUUUUUGAGACACAGAGACAGAGCGUGAGUGGGGUAGAGACAGAGAGA
Messenger RNA from Leopardus geoffroyi (Geoffroy's cat), 1557 nucleotides. RefSeq names its product vomeronasal type-1 receptor 1-like. NCBI's taxonomy places the organism in Eukaryota, Metazoa, Chordata, Mammalia, Carnivora, Felidae. Gene Ontology annotation, cellular component: membrane. Gene Ontology annotation, molecular function: pheromone receptor activity. The record is from RefSeq and is a predicted model, not a curated record. The transcript has a single exon. Gene Ontology annotation, biological process: G protein-coupled receptor signaling pathway. The coding region runs from base 450 to 1379 and encodes 309 amino acids.